Messenger RNA from Phalacrocorax carbo (great cormorant), 1386 nucleotides. NCBI's taxonomy places the organism in Eukaryota, Metazoa, Chordata, Aves, Suliformes, Phalacrocoracidae. The record is from RefSeq and is a predicted model, not a curated record.
AUGUCAUCACAUAGUUUUGGAGUGGCCUCAGGGCUCAGUUCCCAGCCCAGCUGUGGCACCCCUCAGCUGGAACAAAGGAGUUCCUUCCCAGCACAGCAUCUCCUUCCACUGCAGAGCCGCUCGCUUGCCCUGCUCAGCCAGGAGGACUUCUUAAGAAGUUUCAAUGGGAGCUUCUCUGAUGCGAGUGAUGUUUUGGGGGCUGAUCUUUUGGACUGCAACUAUUCCACCCCUGACCCGCAGCUGGUCCAGAGGAUUGUGUCCCAGGUGGAGUUCUACCUUUCUGAUGAGAACCUGGCCAAGGAUGGUUUCCUUCUGAAACAUGUCCAGAAGAACAAGAUGGGCUUUGUCAGCAUCAAACUGCUGACAUCCUUCAAGAAGGUGAAAUACCUGACGCAUGACUGGCGGCUCACACUCUAUGCCCUGCAGUUCUCGGAGCUGCUGGAAGUGAACAAGGAGGGCACCAAAGUGAGGCGGCGGGUCCCUGUCCCUGAGUCCCUGCUGAGCAUCCCCCCCAGCAAAGUGCUGCUGGCCUGGGAGCUGCGGCCCCAGGAGCAGGAUAUGAUGCUGCUGCUCCAGAAGAACUUCAUUGAUAACAUAUCGAGUAUGUUCAGCCCCUUUGGUGCCAUUGCAUCCAUCCGCAUCCUGCGGCCGGGCUGCAAGCUGCCCUCAGAUGUGUGGAAAUACACGUCACGCUUCCCUGAGCUGCUGAGCAAGCGCUGUGCGCUGGUGGAGUACGAAAGCCUGGAGAGCACCUGCAGGGCCUUUGAGCACCUUGGCUGCCAAAGCCACCCAGGUGGUGAGGGCAUCAGGGUGGUCUGGCUCUGUGGGAAGGGCUCCAAGAAGAAACGUGGGAACAAGAGAGAGGUGGCAGAGAAGCUGGGGGACCAGCCGGAUUGGAAGGCGCAGGCAGAGGCCACGACCUUCCCCUAUGGCAUCGGGGACUCCCUGCUCUGCAGCUCUCUGGAGUCAGACAGUGCUCCAACAUCACUGUCCCUGUUCCCAAACACGGACCCCUUGGCACCCACCUGGCCACGCAGCAACUUCAAGCCCAGCGACUCUAGCAACACCUUUACAAGAUCGCUCCUCACCAGUGAAGUCUUCCCCCCGCUUGGGAUGGGCUUGGGCACCGGUGGCUAUUAUGGCCUCUACUCCAGCACUGAGCAGCCCCACAGCCGCGGCUGGGGGAGCAGGGUGGAUACCUGGACACCCUGGAGCAGCAGCCCUGCUCUGGAUGCCACACCUCUUCCCAGAAAUUCCCUGGCAGGAAAUCGGGUGCCUGAGCCCCUUGGCCUGCGGGGUGGGGUGCUUCGCCUGCCCAAUGGCUCUGAUGGCACCGAGGGCUUCAGCAGCAGCACUGAGAGAGAAGAUCUCAUCCUCCAGCACUGA